This is a messenger RNA of Gracilinanus agilis (Agile Gracile Mouse Opossum), 2775 nucleotides long. RefSeq names its product ectoderm-neural cortex protein 1-like. Gene Ontology annotation, molecular function: protein binding. Lineage: Eukaryota; Metazoa; Chordata; Mammalia; Didelphimorphia; Didelphidae. The transcript has 2 exons. The coding region runs from base 1 to 1770 and encodes 589 amino acids. The record is from RefSeq and is a predicted model, not a curated record.
AUGUCGGUCACCAGCCACGAGACCAGGAAGUCUCGAUCCAGCUCUGGCUCCAUGAACAUACAGAUUUUUCACAAGCCGGGCCAUGCAGACAGCCUCUUGACCCAUCUGAACUUGCUUCGACAAAAGUGUCUUUUCACUGAUGUGGUGCUCAAGGCCGGGAGUGGUGUUUUCCACUGUCACCGAGCUGUGCUGGCUUCUUGCAGCUACUACUUUGAGGCCAUGUUUGGAGGGGGCCUGAAAGAGAGCCGAGAGGGCCUCGUGGACUUCGGGGACAGACUGCACCCAGAGGUAUUGGAAUUGUUGCUCGACUAUGCCUACUCAGCAAGGGUGCUAAUCAAUGAAGAGAAUGCAGAAUCUCUCCUGGAGGCCGGAGACAUGCUGCAAUUUCAUGAUAUCCGGGAUGCCGCUGCAGCCUUCUUGGAAAAAAAUCUGCACCCAGCCAACUGUCUCAAUAUGCUGGCCCUGUCUGAUGCCUUUAACUGUGAGAGGCUGUUUGAGCUGUCCUGGAGGAUGGCGUUAGCUAACUUUGCUUCUUUGUACAAGUCUGAAGAUUUCCUUAAACUCCCCAAAGUGAGGCUGUUAGAGCUUGUGCAGAGUGAAGACCUGGAGGUGGAGGAGGAAAGCCUGGUAUAUGAGGCAGUUGUUGGCUGGAUCAAGCAUGACCUAACUGCCCGGCACGAUGACUUGCCCGCACUUUUGCGCUCUGUCCGCCUAGCGCUCCUGCCUGAGGCUUACCUCAAGACCCAGGUGGCUCAAGAAGAUGUCGUAACAAGCCACAAACUAGGCGGGGAGAUCGUGGCAGAUGCCGUGCGCUGUAAGAUGAGGCUCCUGCAGAAUGAUGGGCUGGUGACGGGCUUCUGCGCCCGGCCCAGGAAGGUCAGCCAGGCUCUCCUGCUCCUUGGGGGGCAGACAUUCAUGUGUGACAAGAUUUAUACCAUUGACCAGACAACCAGCGAUAUCAUCCCUAGGACAGAUAUUCCAAGCCCCCGGAAAGAAUGUAGUGCCUGUGCCAUUGGCUCCAAAGUCUACGUCACUGGUGGCCGGGGUUCUGAAAACAGUGCCUCCAAGGAUGUGUGGGUCUAUGACACCCUUCAUGAUGAAUGGGCCAAAGCCGCCCCGAUGCUAGUGGCCAGAUUUGGCCACGGCUCUGCUGAGCUGGCUCAUUCUCUCUAUGUAGUUGGGGGCCACACAGCUGUGAGUGGCUCCUUUCCGGCCUCCCCUUCCGUGUCACUUAAACAGGUAGAACAUUAUGACCCUCAGACUAACAAGUGGACUUUGGUGGCCCCACUCCGGGAAGGGGUCAGCAAUGCUGCUGUGGUUGGGGCAAAGAAGAAGCUUUUUGUUUUUGGUGGCACCAGCGUGAACCAGAUCCAUCUGCCCAAAGUGCAGUGCUUUGAUCCCUGUCAGAACCGCUGGACAGCCCCUACCACCUGUCCCCAAGCAUGGAGAUACACUGCAGCUGCUGUGCUGGGCAGCCAAGUGAUUGUGAUUGGGGGGGACACGGAGUUCUCAGCCAGUUCUGCCUACCGCUUCCACAGUGACACCUUCCAGUGGUCUAAGUUUGGGGAUGUGACGGCCAGACGGAUCAGCUGCCGAGCAGUCACCUGUGGAAAUAGGCUCUUUGUAGUGGGGGGCUACUGUGGAACUCAGCGCUGCAAAACUCUUGAUUGCUACGACCCUACCUCAGAUACCUGGAGCAGCAUCACAACCGUACCUUAUUCCCUAAUCCCCACGGCAUUUGUCAGCACCUGGAAAUACCUGUCGGUUUGAAGGCCUCCCCCGCAGGAGAGGGAAUGAAGAAGGUGGCCUGGCAUCUACUACCAUUUUCUUGCUAGAGGAUCCUCUUCAGCAGCCAAGUGUCACCUGCUCCUAGAAUGUUCCAUUGGCACCAGAAUCCUGCCUUGCAGUUGGAAAAGUGGCAUCUGUUAUGUAUGUGGUUCUGGGAACACAAGAAGAAAGUGGGCUUGCCACCUAAUGAGUGAAGCCUUUGACUUCUGUUGGUUAUAUUUGGGGCAGGUGCAGUGAGCCCAGUUGGCUGGUGAAGAAGGGCCUAGAGACUACAGUGCAAGACCCUUGUUGCAGGGAGCACAGUAGUCGUCGUCAUCGAUUGUCCACUCUUACAAAGGAUAAGGUGCGGCAGUAGAGAGAAGCAGGGACACUGACUUUUGAAGCAACACACCAGCACCUCCCUAUCCCCAAGUAAGGCGAUAGUCCCACCGAUGUCCUUGAUGCUCUCUGGGGCCUGCUUUGCCAGAUGUAACAUAUCUUUGUCCAUGACAGUGGCUUUGGGACAGUGAAGAAUGUUAACCAGUGUCAACCCUUCUGGUGGAUGUGGCGGAUGACCUUGCUUAGAUUCAAAAUGAAAUGACAUCCAACAUCAAGUGACUUGAAAAUGCCCUACAGGGAGUUCCCCGAGAGAUCCACAGUGGAAGCAUCUCUGUAGAGUCUGUGUAGCUUUCCAGGAUCAGGCAUUUGAAGAAGACUCCUUUUUGGGAUAGUAUAAGACUUAAUUACUGUAGACAUCCCUUACUUAAAAAAAAAGUCUUUGGGGACAUUUCUUGUCUUGUUUAUUCCUUACUUUGAUUUUGAUAUUUUCCUGACUAUGGAGUUUUUAUUCUGUAUUAUUAUUCUUUAUUAACUUUUAAUUAUUAAUUAACUGCUUCAUUUAUUUAAAAAUGAUUAACGGCAUCUAUUUAAAAACAUGUCUGUUUUAGUCCAACUGUGGAUAAACUUUGUUUUUUGUAAAUUGAGUCCAGAGUAACUUAAUAAAACCAA